Pectinophora gossypiella (pink bollworm) is the source of this 1092-nucleotide messenger RNA. RefSeq lists its product as uncharacterized. Gene Ontology annotation, molecular function: chitin binding. The record is from RefSeq and is a predicted model, not a curated record. Gene Ontology annotation, cellular component: extracellular region. Lineage: Eukaryota; Metazoa; Arthropoda; Insecta; Lepidoptera; Gelechiidae. The transcript has 2 exons. The coding region runs from base 180 to 941 and encodes 253 amino acids.
UGCAAACAAGUGUAUCCAUGACACAUUGGGCUCGUGGCAUGGACUCAUUUCUCCGCACAAAAGGUGUUAAAAAUGAUAAUUGGUUUCGAACCGAGGACAAGAAGAAAGCUAAUAGUUUGCCGUUAGUCGCGCUUGGCUCGUCUCACAGUCCACAACCUUGACUCUUUGUGCUUUUAAAAAUGUCCUUCGUGAAACUGUGUCACAUUACGCUACUGGUCGUACUUUUCGCCGGCUCAGGAUCGGCGUAUACUAGAAGCUUCGAUUGCGGCUCGUACGGAUUCGUUUGUGAGGGCAAAUCUAAGUUAAGACUAUGUGAAGGUGACAGUUUACUGGGCCCUGCUUUCCUUUGCCCCGCAGGCACUAUUUGCAAUGAAGACUCCAGCGACGUAUGCGAGAGUGUUAACAACUAUAUGGACCCUGCGUUGAGGACCGUCCGGUGCCGACGCAAUGAAAGGAUUGCCGAUCCAACCGUGCCUGGCUGUAAAGGGUACAUCCUCUGCAUUCCCAAUAAAAACCGCUUCCAAGGAAUAAAAUUCAAAUGUACCGGAGACACCGUUUUCAACGGCUUCACUCGCACAUGCUCCUCCCCUGACAGAUAUAAAUGCCCUUUAGGAAAUGUAACCAAAAAUCCGACAGACUUGUUCGUUGACAACUUAAGAGUAUCACAUUUGGAGAAAUUUGGAUUUGACAUCUCACCGCCGCCGAACACUAAAACUGCAAGACCAAUCGACUGUAAGAACUACAAAUUGACAGUGACACAAGAAAGGAACCCCACUCGAGCCGCGUAUUUCUGUCCCCCGCGACCUCUCAGUAACGGAAUACCCGUCAAAUGUACCGUGUUCUCUAACCAUUUCUGCAUUAUACUAGAGAGGGAUGAUGAAGACCAAUUUCUACAAAGCUCAGGAUCAGCUUUCCGAAGACCACGUAAUUAUUACCCUUGAAUGGAAUCAUGUUUGUUUAUAAGAAGACUGAAAUAGAAAAUCUGUACCUCGUAAUUAUAUUUGUAAGAAAUGAAAAAGCGAUGGAAAUGUAAACAACUUUAUUUUAUAACUAAUUAGUUAUUCAUUUGUACUUAAAAAUAACUUAUUAACU